Hyposmocoma kahamanoa is the source of this 747-nucleotide messenger RNA. RefSeq lists its product as uncharacterized. The coding region runs from base 1 to 747 and encodes 248 amino acids. The record is from RefSeq and is a predicted model, not a curated record. Lineage: Eukaryota; Metazoa; Arthropoda; Insecta; Lepidoptera; Cosmopterigidae. Gene Ontology annotation, cellular component: plasma membrane. The transcript is spliced from 6 exons. Gene Ontology annotation, biological process: detection of chemical stimulus involved in sensory perception of smell; sensory perception of smell. Gene Ontology annotation, molecular function: odorant binding; olfactory receptor activity.
AUGAAACGGCAUGUAUCUAGACUUAAUAUUUCAGGUAUCCCCAUUCGCACAGAAGUAGUGCUGUACCCUACUCCAGCAGACACAGGGAUUGUCGUCAAUAUCUUGAGAAUAUUGGUCGAAAUACACUGGUGGCUACUGGUAGCCCUGAUGACAGGUGUGGACUGCUUGGUUGCUACCUCGCUAGUCUUAGUGGGAUAUAAAUUCAGGACUCUGGCAGCGUACUUCGGCAGUCUCCGGCAGAAGUAUUUGCAGCGCUCGGGCGAAAACUUGGAUGUUUUAGAGAAGGAUUUCCGCAAAGAUUUCAUCGCAGGCAUCAAAUUUCAUAAAGAAAUAUUAUGGAUCCAGCGUUACCUCCAAUACGCUUUGGGGAGCACGUACAGCAUUCAAAUCACUGAAAGCCUCUUAUUGCUGUCAAUAACAAUGAUCAAAAUGGUGGCAUUGGAACGCAAUUCAACCAAUCUCAUCGCAAACUUCAGCUAUAUAUCGUGUGUGAUCGCGUUAACGGGAGCCUACAUGCUGUCGGGUGGUAAUAUCAUGAUUGAGGCUGAGAAAAUUCCUAAGGCGAUAUUCUACUCAGGCUGGGAGUUCACCCGUUCAGGCAAGCGCCUGCGCUCAUUGAUUGUGGUCACCAUCAUCCGGAGUCAAGUUCCCGUCUUCAUGACUGCUUUUGGAAUUAUUAUGCUGUCACAUAAUAAUUUUAUUUUGAUUCUCAAAAACUCAUAUUCAUUCUUUGCUGUAAUGUAUUAG